UGUACAGUGGCAGCGCACACCCUUGCAUGAGGCUGCUCGCAUGGGCCGUACCGGGACUUGUGAGCUUCUGAUUCGUCACGAGGCAGACGUGACGACCAGGAAUGAGUAUGGGAAGACUCCGUUAGAUUUAGCUGAAAACCGAGAGACUCGACGUGCCAUGAAGGACGCGGUGCGAGAGAAGUCGUACCACGAGUUGCUACUGAAGUCUGGCGGAGUGAAAGUCAACAGGUGUAAGGUGUUCGUGUUUGGGAUGGCGGAAACUGGGAAGUCUACGCUGAAGAAAAGCCUUAGAAGGGGCCCCGUGACUGCAUUUUUCCAAGGACUGAGCAAACCGUCGUCUGAAGAGGAGCCUCACGACCCCACCCCAGGGGUGGAUGUUGGGACAUUCCAUAUUCCAGGGGUGGGGGAGGUCAGCCUGUGGGAUUUUGCUGGGCAGGCGGAGUACGCGGUGACCCACAGCAUGUUCAUGGAUGCAGAGAACACCGUCUUCAUUGUGCUGUACAACAUCAUGGACGACAGCGGGACCCAAGAGCGACAGGUCCACUGGUGGCUGAGUUUCAUCAAGUCCUGCAACCCGAACCGGCAGCCUGACGUCAUCUUAGUGGCCAGCCAUGCGGACAAAAUGUCACGAGACCGAGGUGAAUAA
Messenger RNA from Branchiostoma floridae (Florida lancelet), 646 nucleotides. RefSeq names its product death-associated protein kinase dapk-1-like. The transcript is spliced from 5 exons. NCBI's taxonomy places the organism in Eukaryota, Metazoa, Chordata, Leptocardii, Amphioxiformes, Branchiostomatidae. Bases 41 to 646 code for a protein of 201 amino acids. The record is from RefSeq and is a predicted model, not a curated record.